AUGGCCGCGCCUGGGCGCCUUGGAUUCGCCGUCUGCCUCGUUGUCCUCCUCGGUGUCGCAGGCUGUGCUCGUGGAGCCCUGGACAUCGAAGGGGUGUCUCCCGAGGAUUUCCAGAAUGUGAAUCAAGAGUGCAUCGGCAUUGGCACCAACAUAUUGACAUUCUGCCAGGAGCAAGCCGCUGCCGCUGAGAAAUUCUUCAACUUCACCAUUGGGCAGGAGGAGGAAGUGGUUGUUACUGACGAGGGCAUAGAGGAGUUCAUUGAGACCAUCUCAAAUGUGUCUGCUGA
Molecule: messenger RNA, 287 nt
Organism: Ostreobium quekettii
Lineage: Eukaryota; Viridiplantae; Chlorophyta; Ulvophyceae; Bryopsidales; Ostreobiaceae
Source: the annotation of a GenBank genome assembly